AUGGCGGUGGUGGGGAGCGGGGGAGUGAACCCCUUCCUCAGUGACUCCGAGGAGUCCGAGCCAGAGGAGACCAGGCCGGGGGGCAGCAGCGGUAGCGACCCCGGCGUCUCGGCCGCUCCGCUCCCGGUCUCCAUCUCCACGUCCUCUCCGCCACCCCUUCAGCAACUGUUGCCGCCGCCCGUGCAGGCCGAGGAACCGCCCCGGGUGCCCGUGGAUGCUUUAGCGGCUCAGCUGCUGCGCGACCAGUUCGUGUUGACGGCGCUGGAAUUGCACACGGAGCUUCUGGAGAGCGGCCGGGAGCUGCCUCGGCUGCGCGACUAUUUUUCCAAUCCUGGCAACUUCGAGCGACAAAGUGCGGGCGGCGCCGGAGCCCUGGCACCGACUCCUUCCGCCUCGGUAGCUCCCGGGAUCAUAGCGAUGGUCGGAGGCGGGAAGGAGCCUGGCGCCGGACAGCUCCAUCGAGCUGGAAGCAUUAGCACUCUUGAUUCCUUGGAUUUUGCAAGAUAUUCAGAUGAUGGAAAUAGGGAGACUGAUGAGCGAGUAGCUGUCCUGGAGUUUGAACUGCGGAAAGCAAAAGAGACCAUUCAGGCCCUCCGAGCCAACCUGACUCAGGCUGCAGAAAAUGAAGUUCCUCUGCAGGAACGAAGAAAUUAUAAAUCAAGUCCUGAAAUUCAGGAACCAAUUAAACCUCUUGAAAAAAGAGCUUUAAACUUCUUAGUCAAUGAAUUUUUGUUAAAGAAUGGAUACAAGCUUACUUCAAUAACCUUUUCAGAUGAGAAUGAUGAUCAGGAUUUUGAACUGUGGGAUGAUGUAGGACUGAACAUUCCAAAGCCCCCGGACUUGCUACAACUCUACCGUGAUUUUGGAAAUCACCAAGUUAUUGCAAAAGAUAUUGUAGAUGUAGCAGUUGGCCCAGAAGAGGAUGAACUAGAGGCAACUACUCCUAUCCUAGAAAACAUUCCUGUAUUUGGAACAUCAGAAUCAAUAGAGCAAUGUGUGUUGGUGCAGAAAUUGGAAGAUCAAAUUAAUGCGUUAAGCACAGAAAAAUGGUCUCUUAUGGAGCAAAUACAAAGACUGGAAAGUGAAAUAGACUACUUGAGAAGUCCAAAAACUUCUAUUCCAACGAUAUGUGACACAGUACAGACAUCUUCAGCCCAAGUGCCUCCCACGUUCCCAGAUGAUAAUGGGAAAUAUUUAGACAUUAAGAGUUCAAGUAAUGAUGAUAAACUUGGGAGAACUGAAGAAGAAAGAACUUGCAUGGAAUCUGAAUGUAGGACUUCUAAAGAGGAUAUUGGAAUACCUUUUGCUUAUAAAGAAAGAGAAAAAUUUCCACCUUGUUCCCCAUCAAAUAAAGCUGCUAUAGAUUUUGAUAAACCUAAUAGGAAGUUAUCACCUGCAUUCCAUCAAGCAUUGCUGUCAUUUUGUCAGAUGUCAGCAGAGAGCCGUUUGGGAUCAGAGGUGUCUCGAAUUGCUGAUAGUGAAAAAAGUGUCAUGCUGAUGCUUGGACGUUGUUUACCACAUAUUGUUCCUAAUGUCCUGCUUGCCAAACGAGAGGAGUUGAUUCCACUCAUUCUGUGUACAGCUUGCCUCCAUCCUGAACCUAAAGAAAGAGAUCAACUCCUACACAUACUGUUCAACUUGAUCAAAAGGCCAGAUGAUGAGCAAAGGCAAAUGAUUUUGACUGGGUGUGUGGCAUUUGCACAGCACGUUGGACCUACACGUGUAGAAGCUGAACUCUUGCCACAGUGUUGGGAGCAGAUCAAUCACAAAUAUCCAGAAAGGCGGCUAUUAGUAGCAGAGUCCUGUGGAGCAUUGGCACCAUAUCUUCCUAAAGAAAUCCGUAGUUCAUUGGUUCUUUCCAUGCUACAGCAGAUGCUAAUGGAAGAUAAAGCAGAUUUGGUACGAGAAGCUGUAAUCAAAAGUCUUGGUAUCAUCAUGGGAUACAUUGAUGAUCCAGACAAAUACCAGCAGGGAUUUGAACUGCUACUCUCAGCAUUGGGUGAUCCCUCAGAACGAGUAGUUAGUGCAACUCAUCAAGUAUUCUUACCAGCUUAUGCUGCUUGGACUACAGAAUUAGGAAAUUUACAGUUGCAUCUUAUACCUACAUUGCUUAGUAAAAUUGAAAAACUACUCAAGGAGAGUGAACAUGGACUAGAUGAACAUAAACUCCACAUGUAUCUUUCCGCUUUACAAUCCUUGAUACCUUCUCUUUUUGCACUGGUGUUGCAAGAUGCCCCGUUUACAAACAAAGCUAAGCUUCAGGGAGAAGUCCCACAUAUAGAAGUAACAAGGUUCCCAAGACCUGUAUCACCUCUACAGGAUGUGGCCACUAUAAUCGGAAGUCGUGAACAACUCGCUGUAUUGUUGCAGCUUUAUGAUUACCAGUUAGAACAUGAGGGUACCACAGGAUGGGAUACCUUACUAUGGGUUGUCAAUCAACUAUUGCCUCAACUUAUUGAAAUUGUUGGUAAAAUCAAUGUAGCGUCAACAGCAUGUGUUCAUGAAUUCUCAAGGUUUUUCUGGCGACUUUGCCGAACAUUUGGAAAAAUUUUCACCAAUACAAAGGUAAAACCACAAUUCCAGGAAAUUUUACGGCUCUCUGAGGAGAACAUUGAUGCUGCAGCAGGAAAUGGAGUACUAACAAAAGCCACAGUUCCUAUUUACGCAACAGGUGUACUUACAUGUUAUAUCCAGGAAGAAGACCGCAAGUUAUUAGUAGGAUUUUUAGAGGAUGUCAUGACUAUGCUUUCAUUAUCUCAUGCGCCCCUUGAUAGCCUGAAAGCAUCUUUUGUGGAAUUAGGUGCAAACCCAGCAUACCAUGAAUUGCUGCUAACUGUAUUAUGGUACGGAGUUGUCCAUACUUCAGCACUUGUUCGCUGUACAGCUGCCAGAAUGUUUGAGCUGACUCUUCGAGGCAUGCGUGAAGCCUUAGUUGACAAGCGGGUUGCUCCGGCCCUUGUUACCUUGUCCAGUGAUCCUGAAUUCUCUGUAAGAAUAGCCACAAUUCCUGCUUUUGGGACCAUCAUGGAAACGGUCACUCAGAGAGAGCUUUUGGAAAGAGUCAAAAUGCAGUUGGCCUCUUUUCUGGAAGAUCCCCAAUACCAAGACCAACACUCUCUGCACACAGAAAUAAUAAAAACCUUUGGAAGAGUCGGUCCAAAUGCUGAGCCAAGAUUUAGAGAUGAAUUUGUUCUUCCACAUUUGCAUAAACUUGCCAUGGUUAAUAACCAGCAAUCUGCAGACUCAAAACGACUGGACAUAGCUACUCAUCUCUUUGAAGCCUAUAGUGCACUCUCCUGCUGUUUUAUUUCAGAAGAGUUAAUGAUCAGUCACUUCUUACCUGGACUCAGAUGUUUAAGAAAUGACAUGGAAGCUCUCUCACCAGAACAUGAGGUAAUUUUAAAUUCCAUGAUAAAAGAGUGUGAACAGAAAGUGGAAAAUAGGAGUGUUCAAGAACCACAAGGUUCUAUGUCAAUUGCAGCAAGCCUUGUGAGUGAAGAUACCAAGACCAAGUUUCUGAAUAAAAUGGGCCAGUUAACCACUUCAGGUGCCAUGCUGGCUAAUGUAUUCCAGAGGAAGAAGUAAAUUGGAGUUAAGAAUUAAAGAACAUUACACUGAGAGACCUCAUUAAGACUUGUUCCUUGUACUUGAAGUACUUGUCUUCUUCUUUUCCGUCUUAUGUUCUUGUAGUAUAAUUUUACUCUAAUCUACAAAGAUAUUUGCACUGCUCUUGAAUAUUGCUACAUAUCUGUUAAUUUGGGGCAAAAUGUGGUUGAUUAUAAAACUAAAUUAAGUCUGUAUCAAGUCCCUGUCCUGUGUUCUUGUCUUUCCAGCAUAUUUUUUAUAUAUAGUGGGGGUUUUUUAAUUUCCUGAUGGGUUCUUGGCUGAUAUCUGUAUUAUACAUGGAACUGUCAUGAUGGUACUUAAAAUAAUGUAAAUUUGAAGUCACCGUUAUAAAGUAAUAAAAGUGGAGAUUACUUAUGUAUUUAACUUAUAAGAGGGAUAAUGCAGAGCUUUUUUAAUGUUUCUAAAAUGAAAGGUAAGGGCCACCAGCACUGAUUCCUGGAUUGUUUUUGUAAGUUGUUAUAUAUUUGAAUUAUAGAAGUGAAUGGAGGAUAUAAUGUACCACGGAAUUCCUUGCACUACUAGGAACAAAUGAAUGCAUUUUUUUAAAAUGUCUCUCAUAUAUGUAUUGGCAUUUUCAAUGUGUAUAAAACAGCUUAGUAUUAACCUUUCUGCAAGACAGUUUAUACUGGGAAGGGGAGGAGGAAUAAAUAGUGCAAACCUAAUCAUAUGUACCUUAAUGAAAGCCAUAUUGAUUUCAAUGAAGGUUUCUUUCAUAUGAGUGAGUCUAAUAUUGCCUUGUUAGAAUAAACUUUAAGUGAUACUGCUC
Molecule: messenger RNA, 4393 nt
Organism: Protobothrops mucrosquamatus (brown spotted pit viper)
Lineage: Eukaryota; Metazoa; Chordata; Lepidosauria; Squamata; Viperidae
Gene: RELCH
Product: RAB11 binding and LisH domain, coiled-coil and HEAT repeat containing
Exons: 29
Coding region: 1-3585 (1194 amino acids)
Biological process (GO): intracellular cholesterol transport
Cellular component (GO): recycling endosome; trans-Golgi network
Molecular function (GO): protein binding
Source: RefSeq, a predicted model, not a curated record